Molecule: messenger RNA, 606 nt
Organism: Schistosoma haematobium
Lineage: Eukaryota; Metazoa; Platyhelminthes; Trematoda; Strigeidida; Schistosomatidae
Exons: 1
Coding region: 1-606 (201 amino acids)
Source: RefSeq, a predicted model, not a curated record
AUGGGUGAACGACUACCUGAGGACUGGAUAUUACAGCCCAAUAAGGUUAAAAUCAACGCAUAUCAGGAAUACUUCCCCAAAAUAAUAGGUAAACGUCAACUAGACUAUAAAUGCCAAAAUAAUGACUGCGAUAGAAUGUUCGCAACAGUCAAAGAUAUGAAUAGACAUUAUAGAAAUGAUCAUCAAAAUAAAUCCAGUAGAGUUUUACCUUACAAAUGUCCCCUAAAUGACUGUAAUAAAACGUACAAAACUUUGGGCUGGCUUAAUAAACACAUUCAGUCGUGUCACCCACAUCACAAAUCACCAGUAAAAGAAACUAAAAUCAAAAUGACUAAAAAUAAUUCCAUAAAUAAUGUAAAUAGAUGUCCAUACCCUGGCUGUACUAAAAGUCUCCCAACUAAGAAAGGUAUAAUCAAUCACUGCUAUGUAGUACAUAGAUGGUCAGCAAUCACCGGACAGGAAGUAAAACCAAAAACAAUCUUAGGGAUUUUUAUAAAUAGAAUAAUUAAGACAGAAAACCAAAACGAUAAGGUGGCAGAUAAACUGAAAGAAAUAGUUAACACAGCAGCGGUUCUAUAUCAUAAAGGGACUCUAGAAGAAUCUUAA